Aspergillus ochraceoroseus IBT 24754 is the source of this 924-nucleotide messenger RNA. It is a transcript of the gene met16, whose product is annotated as phosphoadenylyl-sulfate reductase (thioredoxin). The record is from RefSeq and is a predicted model, not a curated record. Gene Ontology annotation, cellular component: cytoplasm. Gene Ontology annotation, molecular function: phosphoadenylyl-sulfate reductase (thioredoxin) activity. The coding region runs from base 1 to 924 and encodes 307 amino acids. Lineage: Eukaryota; Fungi; Ascomycota; Eurotiomycetes; Eurotiales; Aspergillaceae. The transcript has 2 exons.
AUGCCCGCCAAGAUGCACAGCAACUAUCCCUCUGAUUCCGAGACUGUGGAUCUCAGGGAUUCGACAGAGUCUGGCUAUGUCAGUGGUAGCUCAAGUGAUGAUUAUCUGCCCGAGAUUGUCUUCACCAAGCCACAUCUUCAGUUCCUUAACCGUCAGCUACAAUUCCUCGAACCUCAGGAUGUCCUGAGAUGGUGUGUCACCUCGCUUCCUAAUCUCUAUCAGACCACCGCUUUUGGCUUGACGGGUUUGGUGAUCAUGGAUAUGCUCUCUAAGCUCUCCAUCCCUCGCCCUCAAAUGGUCAACCUCGUCUUCCUGGACACCCUGCACCAUUUCCCAGAAACCCUCGCCCUGGUCGACAAGGUUCGCAAGAGGUACCCUAUGCAGCAUAUCCAUGUCUACAAGCCCAAGGGUGUUGAGACAGAGGAAGAAUUUGCUAAGAAGCACGGUCCCCGUCUCUGGGAAACGAAUGAUCAGCUCUACGACUGGAUUGCCAAGGUUGAGCCCGCUCAACGUGCUUACCGUGAUCUCAACGUUCACGCUGUUCUAACCGGCCGCCGACGCAGCCAGGGUGGCAAGCGUGGAGACCUGGAUAUCAUCGAGGUUGACGAGGCUGGCCUUAUCAAGAUCAACCCCCUCGCCAACUGGAACUUCGAUCAAGUCAAGCAGUAUGUCAAGGAAAACGACCUGCCCUACAACGAACUGCUCGACCGUGGCUACAAGAGUGUUGGUGACUACCACUCCACUCAACCCGUCAAGGAGAAUGAGGAUGAGCGUUCUGGUCGCUGGAAGGGCCAGGCAAAGACCGAGUGUGGCAUCCACAACCCGAGAUCAAAGUAUGCUCAGUACUUGAUGGACAUGGAACGCAAGCGACAGGAAGAAGCUUUGUCUCAGGCAUUGCAGAACCAGCUCACUACUGCCCCAUGA